AUGACCUCGAUGCGCACGCGCUCUGCAUCCCCCAAGUCCGUCUCUUUCUCCCCUGUACUCGAGAGAAAGUACAGUGUAAAAUGUGAACCAUCCAGCCCGCCAGAGCUGAACUGUUCCGACUGGCGUAUGUACUUCAGUGAUUUCAGCUCAUAUUUAGACGCCCUCCUCGCCGACCUGCAAAAUUCCAUAAACCCCGGGCGAGUAUCAAGUCCAAGUGGAAGAACAGGGUCUCCGAGUGCAAGAACUACGUCCCCAGGCAGGACUGCCUCGCCUAUCGGCAGGGGUGGUUCCCCGGGUCGCCUGAGCUCUCCCGGCGGUAGUCUCAGUUCACCCACAUCAACCGGCUACGGUUCCAUCAACGGCACCAAAAAUAUCUCGUCGGAUUAUUACAAACCAAGCUCCCCCACGUAUCAGAACACAACGACCAUUCACGAAAAGAUCGUUCCAUCCAAAUACACCACAACCCAAACGAGCUACGCCAGCCAUUCCCCGGGAUACACAAACAGUCAGACCACCGGUUACGGCAGGACUACAGGCGGGAGAGGCAACCUGUCCGAAUUGGACACAUUGCUGGACGAUUUGAGCAACGCACGGUACGGGAACUAUGUUGAGAAGACAACGUACAAUGAGAGGAAUGAGGGCUACGGGAGAGCAAAUGGUGCGACCAGUCCGGCAUCGUCUAGACCGACCGUCGACUCGCUUCUGGACCAACUCAGCACCGACGUACCUAACGGGCGUACAUCCGUAUCACCGGUUCCGCCAUCGUCAGGCACUUUACCACGUCCCGGCACCAAACAAGUGACGGUGACGGUGCAAGAGACCGUGGUGGAGCCAGCCCAAGCACAACAGCAACCGCCACCGACGAUCGCGACCCGCCAUCAUCAUCAUGCAUCCAGCGCUACGAAGGAGCUCGAUGACCUUAUGGCUUCACUCUCUGACUUCAAGGUGAGCAGUGCGCCGACGGAUAGUGGCGCUCACGUCUACCGGGAGAAGCACGCGUGGCAGGAACAGUACCGCAGCAACCCGCGCCAAGCAGAGUCCGCGUCUUUGGAGCAUAUGCUCGGAUCCCUCCGGGCAGACAUGAGCCGCCAAGGAGUCCAAACCCCCCAGAAGGGAUGCUGCAACGCCUGCGAGAAGCCCAUCGUUGGGCAGGUGAUCACCGCCUUGGGUCGCACAUGGCAUCCUGAGCACUUCACAUGCGCUCACUGCAACCAAGAGUUGGGAACUAGGAACUUCUUCGAGCGCGAUGGAAGGCCGUACUGCGAACCGGAUUACCAUAAUCUGUUCUCGCCAAGAUGCGCAUACUGCAACGGACCAAUCCUCGACAAAUGCGUGACAGCUUUAGAGAAGACCUGGCAUACAGAGCACUUCUUCUGUGCUCAAUGCGGCCAGCAGUUUGGGGAAGAAGGGUUCCACGAACGGGACGGAAAGCCUUAUUGCCGCGCCGAUUACUUCGACAUGUUUGCCCCUAAGUGCGGUGGAUGCAGCAAACCUAUCAUGGAAAACUACAUCUCCGCACUUAACACCCAGUGGCAUCCAGACUGCUUCGUUUGUAAGGAAUGUCGCGAACCAUUCCAUGGAGGAUCAUUCUUCGAGCACGAAGGUCAACCGUACUGCGAAACGCAUUACCACGGUAAGCGUGGCUCCCUCUGCGCCGGCUGCCAUAAACCGAUCGCCGGACGUUGCAUCACCGCCAUGUUCAGAAAGUUCCAUCCAGAACAUUUCGUCUGUGCCUUCUGCCUCCGACAACUCAACAAAGGCACAUUCAAAGAGCAGAAUGAUAAGCCGUAUUGCCAUGCUUGCUUUGACAAGCUGUUUGGAUAA
Molecule: messenger RNA, 1824 nt
Organism: Parnassius mnemosyne (clouded apollo)
Lineage: Eukaryota; Metazoa; Arthropoda; Insecta; Lepidoptera; Papilionidae
Source: the annotation of a GenBank genome assembly